Molecule: messenger RNA, 1632 nt
Organism: Penicillium salamii
Lineage: Eukaryota; Fungi; Ascomycota; Eurotiomycetes; Eurotiales; Aspergillaceae
Source: the annotation of a GenBank genome assembly
AUGGCUAGUACUAUCCGCCCCAUCGAAUUUCCUGAUUUUCAUGUGAUAGGCCGUGAGAACGGAACCAAAGAAGAGCUCGACGGACGUGAGUUUCUGACUCAUAGUCCUCCCGACCUUCCUCCACGCCAUCGUAUACUAGCUAUACUCGGAACGACGGACAUCGAAGAUCAAGCGAACCCCAAUGAAGAUGGGUGGUUCGUUUCCGAUUUCUACCUGUUUCACUAUCUCUUGGCACCUACAUACCCUCGACCGCACAACCAGAUUUGGUUAACAUCCGAAGACCCGGCAAGCCUCGUGACAAAGUACAAAGAAUACCUGCACGGAGAUUCACAAGGAGACCGUCGAGCAGUGCUCGACAGCCAGAGACUCGCCAGUAUAAAUCAGGCUGGAAAUUUGCGGGUUGUGCCGAGAAACAUCCUCCUCGAGCGAUACCUAAGCACUCUACGAGAGCAAGUUGCUGAAGCAUCCCGCCUUCAAGAGCAUCUUGUGCUGUUCAUCUUCGGGCACGGAACCCCAAAAUAUGAUGUUGAAAUUGCAGGCUCCAUGCUUCGCAUGGAAGACAUACGCCGAGAGAUCAGAAACAGGUCACAAGUCACGUUGUUCACCACCUCAUGCUACUCCGGCGGGUGGCUAGUGGUCCCCGAUCUCAGACAGCAAAUGCUCAAUGCGACAGCAAUCGCAGCAGCUGGACCAAAAACCAAAUCCUCAUCGUGGCCCCUAAGCGGGAGUAUUGGCCGAGCUAGCGGCAGCUUGGCCGCAUCCGCAGUGCUACGCUGCCUGGUUGAUGCCGAAGAUGAAAUUGAGGAGAGGUUGGAGCACCCGACAUACAUACAACUUGCGAAGUCUAUAUAUGACUGUGUGAAGGGGAUGGGAUUACUCGGCGACAGUCAGCAAAUCCACUUCUCUGCGGAAAACGAUGAAUGGGAGACAAGCUAUCGGCCCCGCCUCGGUUUGCCUCUUGUGUCAUUCAAGGAAAAAUGGCAGUCCCUGCGUCAGGUUCCCCCCUCGACAUGCCCCCCAUCGACAUCCGCGGCAAGUAGCGUGGUGGCUAGAGCUGGCGGACGGCCGCUCAAACGUCUUCAGUAUCUCGCCCAAGAGUACUUUGCCUCCAACCCCGGUGCUGACAAUGCCGGUCCGAAUAUCGGCUUGCACAACUGUCUGAUUCAAGUCCUGAAAGGAACCAGCUUUUCAAAAGAAAAGAUGCAGGAUUUGACGGAAAUCACCGCGUAUAGACUCGGAGCUAUGUACGAGGCCGAUUACUUGCGAGAACAAAUAGGGCUCCAGUUCCCGUCGAUCUUCGAUAUUGAUCCAGAGCACGCACUCGAAAAAUUACCCGAAAAACAAUUGACGCUCAAAACAUGGUCAUUGCUCCUCCGGCAUGACAUAAAUACAACCCCCAUUGGGAUUCGCCGACCGUAUGGCAAGCCUCUACAGUACCUUACACUUGCUCUGGUGGACACAUUCAAGUCUUGGGACGCAAUCGAACAACAGGUGAAGACCAUGGCCAGUAAGAAAAGGGCAUGGUAUCGUCUCAUAUUCAAGGCAUGGCAAGGACAUCGAGUGGCGAAUGACGAGGGGGUCAGGAGGCAGCACCGUGCUGUAUUGGAGGCAUUCAAAAAGAUCAGAAAUUAA